AUGGACGCGGCCGAGGUGGAGUUUCUGGCCGAGAAGGAGCUGGUGACCAUCAUCCCUAACUUCAGUCUGGACAAGAUCUACCUCAUCGGGGGGGAUCUAGGACCUUUUAACCCCGGCUUACCCGUGGACGUGCCGUUGUGGCUGGCGAUUAACCUAAAACAAAGACAGAAGUGUCGGGUGGUGCCUCCUGAGUGGAUGGAUGUGGAAAAGCUGGAGAAGAUGAGAGACCAUGAACGCAAGGAGGAAACAUUCACCCCGGUGCCCAGCCCUCACUACAUGGAGCUCACCAAGCUCCUGCUGAACCAUGCUUCCGACAACAUUCCCAAGGCAGAUGCAAUCCGGACCCUGAUCAAGGACCUAUGGGACACGCGCAUGGCCAAGCUCCGCGUGUCUGCUGACAGCUUUGUGCGGCAGCAGGAGGCACAUGCAAAGCUGGAUAACUUGACCCUGAUGGAGGUCAACAGCAGCGGGGCCUUCCUCACCCAAGCACUAAACCACAUGUACAAACUUCGCACAAACCUCCAGCCUUCCGAGAGCGCGCACUCUCAGGACUUCUAGGCAGAGCCUGUGGGAUGCAAGCUCUGCCGUCUUGCUGAUGGGUGACAUGUGGGAAUGAGUGCCCAUGUUAUGAACUUUUGAAAACAUGUAAUGGUAUAAGGAAUAGAUUUAUAACAUUGGUGGGGAAACAACAUUUGUGACUUUUCCCCCAAGUACAGCGCUGCUAAAAGGUCAGGCCAGUUCCCCACCUAAUUCUAGAAACCAGCUUUCUUUUUAAAGGGAGACAGAGAAUAUGGGCACAUCUCUUGCUGUUGCAAAAUAUCACCAGACAUAUGUGCCACUUUGUGCAUCUGGCUUUACAUGGAUACUGAGGAAUUGAACCUGAACCAGUAGACUUGGCAAGCAAGCGCUUUAAUGGCUAGGCCAUCUUCCUAGCCUAGGUAGCUUUCUUUGAUGGAGGAAAGAAAAGUUUUAUGGGUGUGACUUGUUUAUAGAGCCACACAAGGCGAGGGUUCAGUGGCUGGUGGAGACACAGCAGAUGUGGCCAUGGGCUUUUUUCCCUUGGCCCCCAUUUCUUGUCUCCAUAUAGAGGUUGUUCAUACAGGAGGACAGCAGAUGGGAGUCACUGGUAAUGUUGGCCAGUAUUUUAUUAUCUAAGCCCUAGUAAGCAAUAAAAAUGUCAUUGUCAAA
Messenger RNA from Jaculus jaculus (lesser Egyptian jerboa), 1188 nucleotides. RefSeq names its product GINS complex subunit 2 (gene Gins2). NCBI's taxonomy places the organism in Eukaryota, Metazoa, Chordata, Mammalia, Rodentia, Dipodidae. Gene Ontology annotation, cellular component: nucleus; GINS complex. The record is from RefSeq and is a predicted model, not a curated record. Gene Ontology annotation, biological process: DNA replication; double-strand break repair via break-induced replication. Bases 1 to 558 code for a protein of 185 amino acids. The transcript is spliced from 5 exons.